AUGUCGGAAAAGCGAAGGAGGUCAUCGCUGCUGCAGGAUUUGGUGAACAAGAGAGCGUCCGAGGGGGAAGAACAGGCCGCGAACAUCGACAGCGAUCCGUGGCGAUUGGCGAGUUUCGGGGUAAUUGAUCUCCUGAAAAAGCUAGUAGAGGAGGGCGGGAUUGAUGUCAACGCCAAGGACGAUCGAGGGAUGCCACCAAUCAUCUGGGCCAUAAGGAGCGGGCACGAAGAGGUGGCCACCUACCUGCUGGAUAAAGGGGCCGACAUGGAGUCGUUCGGUUACGCCGGCAUGAGGGCUCUUCACCACGCCUGCAGCUGUUCCCACGAGGGCUGUAUUACUCUCCUCUUGGAUCGGGGUGCAGAUGCCAACGGCGCCGACGAGUAUGGCAACACCGGUCUCCACUACGCGGCCGCCCGAGGCGUGUUGAACAUCAUCAUACGUCUGAUCAGCAGCGGGGCGGAGCCGGAUGUACCCAACGUGCAGGGCUCCACGCCGCUACACAAGGCCUGUGCGUUUGGGCAGAACGCGGUCGUGAAGAAGCUCAUCGAGAAGGGGUCAGAAGUGGGAAGAAGCGACAAGGACAACAAUACUCCGCUGCACAUCGCCGCGCGGAGCGGCUUCGGCUCGCUGGUGUCGCUGCUUUUGGAUCUCGGUGCCCCGAUGCAAGUGGCCAACAAGGCGGGAAAAUCUCCCAAAGACGUGGCACUCAACGCUUCCAUCGCGGCGCUGCUCACUGAACCGUCGUAG
Messenger RNA from Ectocarpus siliculosus, 747 nucleotides. The record is from the annotation of a GenBank genome assembly. NCBI's taxonomy places the organism in Eukaryota, Phaeophyceae, Ectocarpales, Ectocarpaceae.